This is a messenger RNA of Cervus elaphus (red deer), 2288 nucleotides long. RefSeq names its product acyl-CoA synthetase family member 2 (gene ACSF2). Bases 213 to 2192 code for a protein of 659 amino acids. The transcript is spliced from 15 exons. Gene Ontology annotation, biological process: fatty acid metabolic process. Gene Ontology annotation, molecular function: medium-chain fatty acid-CoA ligase activity. The record is from RefSeq and is a predicted model, not a curated record. NCBI's taxonomy places the organism in Eukaryota, Metazoa, Chordata, Mammalia, Artiodactyla, Cervidae.
CGGGUCCAGGGGAAAGUGGCCCGCGAGCAGGCUCUCUUCCUCCAUGCCUCUCUCGGCCUCCCCUCGCCCCGCCCCGCCCUGCCCGGCCGGCACCGAGUUCUCUGAAACCCAUAGGCAGAGGCGACCCUCCCGCCUCCCCGCCCGCUCCGCGCUCGCCCCGCCUCAGCGCACUUUAAAAGUUUUCUCUGGCCGGGACGCGGGCGUCGCGAGCCAUGGCUGUCUACGUCGGGAUGCUGCGCGUCGCGAGGCUGUGCGCCCGGAGCCCGAGGGUGCUGGGGGCCCGGGUCGGCCUCCCCCGGGUUUGGCAGGAAGCGAGGUUGUGGGGCGUCCGUCCUCUCAGUUCUGAAGAGCUGGAUCACAACGUCCCCUUGCCCGUUGGAGGCUUCAGCUACGUCCAGGGCCACAUCGGAUUGCGCCUUAAUAACCAGACCGUGGGGCGGUGCCUGGAUGUCACAGCACAGAGGAUCCCAGACCAGGAGGCCUUGGUUGUCCACCACGAAAACAUCAGGUUGACCUUUGCCCAACUCAAGGAGGAGGUGGAUAAAGCUGCUUCUGGGCUCUUGAGUAUCGGCCUCCGCAAGGGUGACCGGCUGGGCAUGUGGGGACCCAACUCCUAUGCGUGGGUACUCAUGCAGCUGGCCACAGCCCAGGCUGGCAUCAUUCUGGUAUCUGUGAAUCCAGCGUACCAGGCUAUGGAGCUGGAGUAUGCCCUCAAGAAGGUGGGCUGCAAAGCCAUCGUAUUUCCCAAGCAAUUCAAGUCCCAGCAUUACUACAACAUCCUGAAGCAGAUCUGUCCAGAGGUGGAAAAGGCCCAGCCAGGGGCCUUGAAGAGUCAGAGGCUCCCGGAUCUGACCACGGUCAUCUCGGUGGAUGCCCAUCUGCCAGGGACGCUGCUCCUGGAUGAGGUGGUGGCAGCUGGCAGUCAAGAGCAGAAUCUGGCCCGGCUUCGGCACACCCAGCAGUUCCUGUCCUGCCAUGACCCCAUCAAUAUCCAGUUCACCUCGGGGACAACCGGCAGCCCCAAGGGGGCCACACUCUCCCAUUACAACAUUGUCAACAACGCCAACAUGAUAGGACAGCGCCUGAGACUGCACCAGAAGGUGAGGGGGUGCUGGCCCAGCAAGGGCUUCCUGGCACCCUGCAGGGGUGGGGGCUUGCUGGAUUCCCCCUGCUGGCUAGAGGAGCUGGGCUUCUGGCCCUGCAGUAGACCCAGCUCCUGCUUCCAUCUCCAGACGCCAGAGGAGUCGCGGAUAGUCCUGCCCAGCCCCCUGUACCACUGCCUGGGUUCUGUGGGGGGCACAAUGGUGAGCUUGAUGCACGGUAUCACCCUCAUCCUGUGCUCUCCAGUCUUUGAGGGCAAGAAGACGCUGGAGGCCGUCAGCAGAGAAAGAGGCUCCUUCCUGUAUGGGACCCCCACAAUGUUCGUGGACGUUCUGAACCAACCAGACUUCUCCAGUUACGACAUCUCAACCUUGCGUGGAGGUGUGAUUGCUGGGUCUCCUGCACCCCCAGAGCUGAUCAGAGCCAUCAUCAACAAGCUGAACAUGAAGGAGCUAGUGGUGGCUUAUGGAACCACAGAGAACAGCCCCGUGACCUUCAUGAACUUCACCGAGGACACUGUGGAGCAGAAGGCAGAAAGUGUGGGCAGAGUCAUGCCUCACACAGAGGCCCAGAUUGUGAACACGGCGACGGGGACACUGGCAGAGCUGAACACACCUGGAGAGCUGUGCAUCCGAGGGUACUGCGUCAUGCUGGGCUACUGGGGUGAGCCCCGGAAGACCGAGGAAGCAAUUGGACAAGACAAGUGGUACCGGACGGGAGACAUUGCCACGAUGGAUGAGCAGGGCUUCUGCAAGAUUGUGGGCCGCUCUAAGGAUAUGAUCAUCCGUGGCGGCGAGAAUAUCUACCCCGCCGAGCUCGAGGACUUCUUUCACACACACCCACAGGUUCAGGAAGUGCAGGUGGUGGGAGUGAAGGAUGACCGAAUGGGGGAGGAAAUCUGUGCCUGCAUUCGGCUCAAGGAAGGGGAGAAGACCACGGCAGAGGAGAUCAAGGCUUUCUGCAAGGGGAAGAUCUCCCACUUCAAGAUUCCCCGGUACAUCGUUUUUGUCACCAAUUACCCCCUCACCGUCUCAGGAAAGAUCCAGAAAUUCAAACUUCGGGAGCAGAUGGAGCAACAUCUAAACCUGUGAAUAGAGGAAGGGAGAAGAUCCUUCCUCCCUGCCCUUCUCCCCCAUGCCCCAUGUCUGCUUUGUGAUCUGGCAUAAAGAGCUUCUCUGUUUACUCUG